GUCCCGGCCCCGGCCCCGGCCGAGCAGCGUCGGCCCCACAGAGCCCACGGACCCCACAGCCGGGCAGAGGCACCGCCGGGCUCCACGGCAGCCAUGGGGCUGAGUCCCACUCCCGUCCUUGUCCUCGCUCUGCUCCUGCUGCUGGGGGCCAUGGUGAACGGGCAGCCCCGGGGACGCAUCCUGGGGGGCUACGAGGCCAAGCCCCACCUGAGGCCCUACAUGGCCUCGCUGCAGCUGGACGGGCAGCACGUCUGCGGGGGCUUCCUCAUCGCUGAGCAGUGGGUGCUGAGCGCUGCCCACUGCACCGAGGAGACGGAUGGCAGAGUCUUCCAGGUGCUCCUGGGCGCUCACUCCCUCAUGGAGCCGGAGCCCCACAAACGCCUGUACCGGGUGCGCGCCCAGUUCCCCCACCCCGGCAGCAACAUCCACAACAACAAGGACGACCUCCUCCUCCUCCAGCUGGAGGAGAAAGCGGAGCUCAACGCGGCCGUGCGGGUGCUGCCGUUCCAGCGGGAGGACAGGGACGUGGCGGCCGACACAGUGUGCGACGUGGCGGGUUGGGGCACCAUCUCCCACAGCGGCCGCCGCCCGGACAAGCUCUACCAGGUGGAGCGGCCGGUGAUCAGCCGCGACGUCUGCAACCACCGCACCCGCCACGACCACACCAUCACCGAGAAGAUGAUGUGCACCGACUCCCGCAGGAGGGACACCUGCAAGGGAGACUCCGGUGGCCCCCUGGUCUGCAACGGGGUGGCCGAGGGGGUGGUCACGGCCGGCUCCCGCGUCUGCGGCAACUACAAGAAACCUGCCAUCUACACCCGCAUCGCCCCGUACGCCGCCUGGAUCGACAGCGUCAUGGCCUCCGCGGACGGGGAGGGGGACACGCGCUGAGCCCUCCCCGGGGACACGGCUCCACGCCACGGCUUGCUGCUGCCAGCACGGCCAGAGCACCCACGCUGCCACCUGGGGAGACCCCCACCGCUGAGCACGGGGGGCUCCCACAGACACCCCCAGAGCAUCCCCCCGCGCCGGGAGGAAGGCUGGGCCGGGGGAGCGCUGACAAACUGGGGGACAGGGGUCCCCGGUCAUGGCCUCCCCUGGCAAAGUGUGGGGUAGGCCAGGGGAGGGUGGGGGGUCAGAGCCCCCCGCGCUGGUGGAAGGCACAGGCUUUGCUGACCGCGCCGUAACGCUGCCCGCGACCCGCUGCAAUAAAGCCACGAUGAUUCCUGCA
This is a messenger RNA of Calidris pugnax (ruff), 1231 nucleotides long. Its product is annotated as complement factor D-like. The record is from RefSeq and is a predicted model, not a curated record. Gene Ontology annotation, molecular function: serine-type endopeptidase activity. Bases 94 to 891 code for a protein of 265 amino acids. The transcript has 5 exons. NCBI's taxonomy places the organism in Eukaryota, Metazoa, Chordata, Aves, Charadriiformes, Scolopacidae. Gene Ontology annotation, biological process: proteolysis.